UUGCCGGACAGUCGGCGACGUCACCAUGGAGUAAGUUUGAGCGCAGCAUUAUCUUUUUAUAAGCAUUGCGUGCGCCCGUUCUCCACUGCUGGACUCAUACCAUAACUCACUCAACUUUCUGUGUGCUGCAUAUCUACCCACGCCUUCCUCGCCAGACACGAACGCUACAUUCGAUUUCGAGUUCAGAAGAAGCUUAACGCAAGAUGAAGGUCCUCACGCCAGAGCAGGAGCAGGCGCAUUACAAUGCCUCAGUUAAGGGCGGAUCAAUCGGUGGUAUAAUCGGUGGAGUAGUUGGAACCGCAGCUGUGGUUGGCGCGAGCAGAAGAUACGCAUCCUUCAGAGCGCUCACCCUGCCCUUCCGCGUCUUCCUCGUCACAUCCUCAGCAACAUUCAUUGCUGUUAUCGCCGCAGACCGCGCCUCCGCGCAAUACGACAUUGAUAACAACCCCGAAAAGAAAGCCGAAAUCGAGCGCGAGCGCAAUCGUGCAGCGCUCCUCGAACAAAAUAAGACCAUCUUCGAGCGCUCCAAGGCCUGGGCCACCGAGAACCGCUACCCCCUCCUGUUCGGCUUCUGGGUCGCCUCCAUGGCCGGCUCGUGGACAAUGGUCAACCGUAACCCAUACCUCAGCGGCUCGCAGAAGCUUGUCCAGGCGCGUAUGUAUGCGCAAGGCGGCACGCUGGCCGCGCUGCUUGGCAGCUUUGCGAUUGAGGGCGCCGACGCAGCCAAGGGCCAGGGCAGGUGGGAGACAAUCAAGGUGCUCGACCCGAACGACCCAACACACAAGCACAUCAUCGAGAAGCGCAUCCACCACGAGCGAUAUGCCGGCGAGGACCAGUGGAGAGAAAUGGUCGAGGCCGAAGAGGAGCGUCUGAAGGAGCGCAAUGCCCACAUCGAGGCCAAGCGCGAGCACCCCGAGAAGAAGUCGAAGCAGGAGUCGGCUCAGAAUGAGAAGAAGGCGGAGAAGGACAACUCUGGCGCCAAGGCGUAAACCUGUGCUUUUUGAAUACUCUCAUUCAGACUUCCACUCCUGUCACACCUGACAGCCCUCAACUUUAAUCAGGCGAGACGUCGUGAUCGAAGCAACACCAGCUUCGCGGCGGACGACUUGACCUAUUAUUUUCCGGCGUUUGGCGACUGCACGCACGUACGACUUGUUGUACCAGUAGUUUUUGGAAAAGCGGCUAUGGCUUUGGCUUGGUAUAUAUCGACACCAGCGUGGAUCUGCGAUCCAAGCU
Boeremia exigua is the source of this 1236-nucleotide messenger RNA. RefSeq lists its product as uncharacterized. The transcript has 4 exons. Gene Ontology annotation, biological process: mitochondrial respiratory chain complex IV assembly. The coding region runs from base 204 to 989 and encodes 261 amino acids. Gene Ontology annotation, cellular component: mitochondrial inner membrane. The record is from RefSeq and is a predicted model, not a curated record. Lineage: Eukaryota; Fungi; Ascomycota; Dothideomycetes; Pleosporales; Didymellaceae.